UUGCUCACAAUAUACGGUUCCUCAGUUGGUGCUCGAGCAGUUUGCAAGCAAGGUCAGGUCUUUGGGAGAACGUAAAGUCUUCAAAGACUCGCCUUCCAGUUGUGAGUUAGACGGACAUGGCGCGGUUCACUCAUUUCGUUCUUCUUCUGCUUGUGUCUGUGUAUCUUACCGACGCCAAACGACAACAGACACCUCCCAAGAACCAGGAUGCCGAUGAUGCGGACACGUCGGACCAGUGUCCCGAGCCGUUCGGAUUCUUCGCUGACGCGGAGCAAUGCGACAAGUACUACGAAUGCAACGACGGUCAGAUAACGGAGAAACUGUGCCCGGACGGUAUGGUGUUCAACGACUACAGCAAGGAGUACGAGAAGUGCGAUCUGCCCUUCAACAUCGAUUGCAGUUCGAGACCAAAACUCCAACAACCCCAACCAUCGUUGCACUGCCCCAGGAAGCACGGUUAUUUCGGCCAUGAGGAGCCACAUAUCUGUGAUAAAUUCUACUACUGCGUGGACGGUCAGUUCAACAUGAUAACCUGUCCCAACGGGUUGGUCUACAACGAGAAGGCUGGGAUAUGUUCUUGGCCGGAUGAGGCCAAGAAGAAGGGAUGUUCUUCAGCAGAGGUGUUCAACUUCGACUGCCCCAAGGUGAACGAGACAGAGGGUCUGACCCAUCCCCGUUACGCCGACCCUGACGAUUGCCAAUUCUUUUACGUUUGCAUAAACGGAAACACACCCAGAAGGAGCGGAUGCAAGCUGGGCCAGGCCUUCGACGACGCGUCCAAGAAGUGCGAGUGGGCCAGGAAGGUCCCAGAAUGUACUGACUGGUACAAGGGUAGGUUGACUGACGAGGAAUUGGCAGCCCUGGAAAAUCCCCCGACGCCCAAGCCACGUCCGGUCAAGGUCAGCAGGAGGAAGCCUUCGAAAGCCCCGAAACAACAGUUGCGCGUUGUGGAACAAGAGGAGGAUGUAGAAUAAUGUAGUUUUAAUUUAUUGAAUUAGAUUGUCGAUAAGUCAAUAAAGAAUUUUAUUUUU
This is a messenger RNA of Coccinella septempunctata (seven-spotted ladybird), 1031 nucleotides long. RefSeq names its product protein obstructor-E (gene obst-B). Bases 117 to 974 code for a protein of 285 amino acids. Gene Ontology annotation, molecular function: chitin binding. Lineage: Eukaryota; Metazoa; Arthropoda; Insecta; Coleoptera; Coccinellidae. Gene Ontology annotation, cellular component: extracellular region. The transcript is spliced from 5 exons. The record is from RefSeq and is a predicted model, not a curated record.